UCUAACGAAAGAAAGUAACGCUUUGGAUCGCGUAUUUCGCGUUCGUCAUUCGUUGCGUGCACACGUGUUCUCGGCUGCGUCUCGCUAAAAACCGUUAUUACUAGCUCUAACUCUAACUCUAACUAACUAACUGAUAUACAAUUUAGACUGGCUGAAUUCAGUAGACACUAGACGCUCGAGUGUAGUUAGUACAAGCAGACGUUUGAAAAGAAACAACAAUAAAAACUAACAAACUAAAUAAAUAAAUAAAAGAAGGAAGGAAUAAAAAGUAGAAAAAAAAGUGUUGAAGAACAAGUGGUGCUGAACGCACAAGCUAGCGAAAGACCGUCCAAGCAUACAGUAAGCACAGAAAGAACAAUCAAACACAGAGUCACAGAGCCAACAACUACGGCGCUCCACUUCUCUGGCGAAAGACUGCUGUUGCUUGCUUGCUGUUGACUCGUUGGCGCAUAACUGUUGUUUUUUACGUUUUUGUUGUUAGUUUGUUCUUUGGAGUGUGUGUGUCUGGUGUUGUUGUGCAGACCAAAAGCAAAAAAAAAACAGCAAUUUCCUAGAAAAAAAUUUAAAAUAAAAAAAAUUGGAAAAAUAAAAUAAAAUUUAAAGUAGCGAUCACACUGUGGCUUAGAAGCAACUUCUAAAAAAAAAACAAAAACAAAAUAACCAAAAAAAAUCUAAAAAACUAAGAACCAGCAAGUGUACAUUAAAAAAAAAACAUUUGCAAUCUCAACGAUCAACGCCAACAGCCAACAACCGCGUUCCAUCGCCAACACCAUCAUCUCGUUGUAAUCAACGAAGCAAAGCAACUCUGCGUUGGAGCCCAUCCUGGUGAGCCGGCAAGUGUGUUUUUAAUAAGCAAUCAACAUUUCAUACGGAAACAAGUUGCCUGAAAGGAUUACUGGGCUUGUUGCUACUAAGCGCUUUGGAUUAAUUGAUUUACAGUGUUUUUGAGAUUCAUUGACAUUGCGCACAGCUCCAAAAUGUGGAGCCCUCAAAAAGGUCCUACACGAUUGUGGGACCUUAGCUUUAGUCAUAUAUUUAUAUUACAAUUAAUGUUUAGUUUAGUCUUAGCUGGUAAUGAAUUGUGGCCCAUGGAACGGCCGGAGGGAAUGCCAAACAUAGUCUCUUUAGAAGUAAUGUGCGGUAAGGAUCAUAUGGAUGUACAUUUGACAUUUUCCCAUCCAUUCGAGGGUAUCGUCAGCUCAAAAGGACAACACAGCGAUCCGCGUUGCGUUUAUGUGCCCCCGUCGACGGGUAAAACGUUCUUCUCAUUUCGGAUAUCGUACUCACGCUGUGGCACGAAGCCGGACUUGCAUGGACAGUUUUAUGAGAAUACGGUGGUUGUGCAAUAUGACAAGGAUUUACUAGAAGUUUGGGAUGAGGCGAAACGUUUACGUUGUGAAUGGUUCAAUGAUUACGAGAAGACCGCAUCGAAACCACCAAUGGUUAUUGCCGAUUUGGAUGUAAUACAACUCGAUUUCCGCGGCGAUAAUGUUGACUGUUGGAUGGAGAUACAACAUGGUAAAGGUCCAUGGGCGCCGCCAGUUAGCGGUAUCGUGCCGUUAGGUUCUACACUUACACUUGUGGUUGCCAUCAAUGAUUAUCGCGGCGAAUUCGAUAUGCGUGUCAAGUCGUGCGUUGCUUCCGAUGGUUCCGGUCAUGUUAUCAAUCUUUCCGAUGAAUUCGGCUGCGUUCUGCGUCCGAAGAUGAUCUCACGCUUUUUGAAGGCACGUGCGCCCGAUGAGCGUGCCACCGUCAUAACUUAUGCCUUCUUCCACGCCUUCAAGUUCCCCGACGCGUUGAGUGUACACAUAAAAUGCAAAGUGGAAAUCUGCCGACACGGUUGCCUGGAUCAUUGCCAGCUCACGGGCAGCGUUAACGAGCGUAAAGAUGUGCUCAUGAACGAACCGCCAGGCAGUCAGAAUGAGCUCAGUCAGGAGAGUAUUGGACACAUUGCCAUGCAUGGUGGACAACAACCAGCGCUGGGCGGACUGCCUUUAGGUGGAGCUGGCGGCGGCGGUGGUGGUUUGGGUAGCGUUGGUGGUGGUGGUGGCAGCGUUGGUAUAGGUAGCGAUGGUGCAGGCGAUCAUGAUGUCUUCUACGAUGACAUUAUACACAAUCGCAAACAAUUGUCGUCGAUCAAUAGUGGUAUUGCAAAUAUAUUGGAUCAAUUUAAUAUGCACGAAAAGAAUGCUAAUCUAUCACCGCGUCCAGUACAUGAAGAACCGGAAGAUUCGGAUCUCGAUUCACUGUUCGGCGAAGACGAGUUGGCCGAUUUGGAUGAGGCGCAGUAUAUGGAGUUGAAGAAGAGCGGCAAAUUUCCGCAUGGACCACGUCAGUUCGAGGCACAAAAGCGUAUGGGUGUACCAAUGGCCGGACCACGCUCGCUAGAGCCCAAAUCGAAUGACGAUGCACCACAUCCCAUCUACCGUCCACAAGCUGAAGCAUUGAAGCGCACACGCGAAGAUCACAUAGAUCUCGAUGCAAGCGAAGAAUUGUUGAAACAAAAAUCAAAUAAAACAGCUGACAGCGAUGAAACUGACAAAUCUACGCGUCGUCGUCGUCGAUCCAUCGUGAUUGCCGAUCGUAAAGUGCGUAGCGCCGAUGUUGGCGUUAGCGGUCUCUACGAUGUCAUCUCCGAAGCUGAUCUUGCCUUCUCGCCGGACUCCAAACAGGAAGCGGUCACCGUCUUCCAGGGUAAAAUAAGUGAAGAGGUUGUCUAUGGCAUCUGCAUGCCGGUGCCUGGUUUCAGCAUACUGUUCAUUGUCGUCAUUUCGGCUACCAUUGUGUCCGCCUUGAUUGCCGGCUCGCUGCUCUAUCGCUAUCAAUUGCAAAAGGAGGCGCUCGAGAAGCAAACACCUAUGCCGGUGCCUGGUACUUUCGCUUCAUGGAUGACCUUACGCCUCUUCCGUAUGCGUCAUAUGCAGGAGCAACAACAACGACAGCAGAUAGGUGGCGCUGUAGCAGCGGCGAGUGCGGUUGCGCACGAAACAGUGCAGUAGUAGGGUGUUUUGGUGGGUGGCGGGUUGCGAAAGUAGUUAAAUGAAAUGACUUAUUCGAAGAGCGCAUUUCAAAAUCUGUUUUUUUUUUUCAAAUCAUUCGAAAAUCUAUACAAUAUUUAAAUUAAGUUUCCUGUACGCGCUGUGUGCGCUGAUGACAAUAGCUGUAGCGUUGUGUCAAUGACUGAAAGCACGCACACAAUGAGAGCAUAUUUCAAAAGCUCAAAACAAAUUAGCAAUUUUUUAGCUCUAUUUAUUGGUACUUUUACUGUUUUCUUUUUUUACACGUGUAGUUGAAGAGGAAGUUAAUGUGUGUUUGACAGCACAUUUUCGGGCAGCACUGCAAUAGCAAAUCACUAAACUACCACAAACAAGCAAAAGAUUUAAACACAUACAACAAUAUUUAUUUAGCCCCAUAAGUAACUAGAAACUUCAUAUUGCUGACACGCACUGUGUUUCAUUUUAAUAAAAUCUCUAAUAAAUUAAAUUCGGUGCUUUUGAGGUGCAUUUACUUACUAGUGAAUUUAACUAAAAUAUUUUUUAUUUUAUUUAAUACAUAUAUUUUUUUAAUUAACACUUAACUGAAUGUCAUAUUAUUUAUUUAUUUAUUUAACUUUUAGCCAAGUGUACCCCUUCCAUAAUAUUUAUGUUUAAUAAUGAUUUUUUGAAAAAGUUCAUGUUUUUUAAUUUUUUCAAUAGAAAUUACUUCAUUUCUAUUUCUUCGCCUUUAAUUUAAGCUUAUUACUUAUUUUGCAAGCCGGCAACUUAAGCGAAUUUUAUGCAAUAUGUU
Molecule: messenger RNA, 3786 nt
Organism: Zeugodacus cucurbitae (melon fly)
Lineage: Eukaryota; Metazoa; Arthropoda; Insecta; Diptera; Tephritidae
Gene: m
Exons: 8
Coding region: 978-2999 (673 amino acids)
Source: RefSeq, a predicted model, not a curated record